Molecule: messenger RNA, 675 nt
Organism: Gossypium arboreum
Lineage: Eukaryota; Viridiplantae; Streptophyta; Magnoliopsida; Malvales; Malvaceae
Exons: 1
Coding region: 1-675 (224 amino acids)
Source: RefSeq, a predicted model, not a curated record
AUGCCGCUAAGCGUCUACAACAAAAUUUCAACAGAACCAUUAAAAGAGACGCGAGUGACGGUUCAAUUAGCUGAUCGGUCAGUUAUCUACCCCGAAGGGGUACUAGAAAACGUGUUGGUAAAGGUAAACGAUCUCAUUUUCCCUGCUGAUUUUUACAUUAUUGACAUGGAAAAUGACCGCAGCAACAACGGAUCAGAAAUCUUGCUUGGACGCCCUUUCUUGUCAACAACGCAUACAAAAAUUGAUGUCCGUAACGGCAUCUUAACCAUGGAAUUUGACGGGGAAGUGGUUAAAUUCGAUGUGUACAAAGCUAUGAAAUAUCUUGAUUCCAUCGCAAGUUUAAAUUUUGUUGAUAUUAUAGAUUCGUUAGCCGAUGAUUUUAUCGAAACUGAUUUGUUUUAUGAUUUUUAUAGGAAAUUGGAGGAUCUCGAUGAUGAAGGCGAAAUCAUUUCAACUCUUUCCUCCAUUUCUGAUUCUCGAUUAAUUCCAUCUAAACCCCUUCCCUCAAUUUUGCAGGUGCCACAACAAGAAUUGAAGCAACUUCCAUCGCAUCUCAAAUACAAAUUUUUGGGCGAUAACCGAACCUUGCCAAUUAUCAUUUCAAGUGAAUUAUCACGACAGGAAGAGGAAGAAUUGAUUGUUGUUUUGCGCACCUAUAAAAAGACAAUUGGAUAG